AUUAAAGCAUGCGACAUACAUAGCAUCUACAAAAAUAAAUACUCUGUGUAGGUACGCCAUUGCUAGUACUUGAGGUAUUUGAUAACUGUCAAAUGUUAAAUAUAUUACUACCUAAACAUUGUAAUUUUCGUCGAUAAUAAAGUAUAAAUUUAAAAUUAUGGGAAAAACGAAAAAGGAAAUUGUAGAUAGAUGUAAGUGUUGCUUAGAGGAGAUAAGCUUGAGAAAUAUGUGGACGGAGUAUUACAGUGAGGGCCAGAAAGAGGUCUACGGUGAAAUGUUGACCGAUUGCUUCGCAUUAGCUUGGGAACACCCAUCAGAAACAGACGCUGAAUACAUUUGUGAGACAUGCAUAUGCCGGCUCCGAGAUGCUUUCAGUUUUAAAAAAGAAAUAUUAUGUACAGAUCAAUUGCUUAGAGAGAAACAGAAAAAUGUAGUCACUGAAAAUAUUAAACAAGAGGAAGAAUCAGAUCCGGAGAUCGAGACAGAAUAUUUAAGUAUAGAAUAUUUGGAUGAAGAAGACACAGGGAAAGAAAAGUCAGGUAUAAAAGUCGAAACGUCGAAUACGAAACUAGGGAAAGACGAAUUAUUAUUGAACAGUAAAACAAGGAAGUACACGGAAGAUGAUCUUGAGAAGUGUUUAGAAGCUGUUAGAACGAAAUCAUUGUCGCAGAGCAAGGCUUCCAUAUUAUAUAAUGUACCACGGAAGACGAUCAGUGCGGCGCUUGCUAGGCCAGGCACCACCAGCUCAAAAGUUGUAAGAACGAAAAGACAUGAAAAACGAACCCACGCUGAUCGCGAAAUGGCAAAAAAGAUUCAUAACAAAAUGUUCCCCGAAUUCGAGAACUUUGGUAAAGAUGUUAGCACGAUAUUUGACUGUUCGAAUGCUACGCCCAUCCGAUGCAGAGGCGGGGUCGGCUACAAGUGCUGUUUCUGUCCUGAUGAGUUUCCAGACGCCGCCGAUCUUAAGAAACAUACAAUCGAACAGCACGACAGUAAAACAAAAAGAGGUCUGAUCAAAGGAAAAUAUCUCUCAACGAUUCUUGUCAAACUGGACAUAACAUGCUUACACUGCACACUCUGCAAGACUGAUAUGAAUAACCUAGAGCAAUUAAUAGAUCAUCUAAUAACAAUUCACGGUAAGAAUAUACACAGAAAUAUAAAAAAUUACAUUCUACCGUUCAAAUUCCUGGGAGAGGAACUCAGAUGUAUCAUAUGCCACUCUCUGUUCAACAAAUUCAAAGUUCUACAGGAGCAUAUGAACACGCAUUUUAGGAACUACAUAUGCGAUGACUGUGACUCCGGUUUCGUGACUCGUUUGAUUCUCUUGAACCAUAUAAAGUGUCACCAGAUCGGGUCGUUUAAAUGCGACUAUUGCUCGAAGACAUACGACACCCAUAGGAAGAAGACAUCCCACGAACGUGCCAUCCAUAUCCAUAAAAGUAUGUUGAACAAAUGCGGGUAUUGUAAUGAAAAGUUUGAUAAACACAAGAAGAGAGAAGAUCACUUGGUCAAAGUUCAUGGCGUCAGAUUAGUUACGUUUAACUGUCAAGCGUGUGAGAAGACGUUCAUGACACAGCGAGCUUUGCGCGAUCACACGAAGCGCGAUCAUCUGAUGGAGAAACACCACGCGUGUACUGAAUGCGAUAAGAAAUUCUAUAGACCCUGCGAGCUAUCGAAACAUAUGGUCAAACAUACAGGCAUUAAGAACUACAAAUGCGAAGUGUGCUUGAAGUCGUUUCUGAGAUGGAACACGCUUCGUGAACAUCUAAGGAUACAUGCGAAUGAUAGACGGUUUAAGUGUGAACAUUGCGGGCAAACGUUCGUCCAGAAGUGCAGCUGGAGGGGACACAUGCGGUCAAAGCAUGGAGAAGGUGUUUAG
This is a messenger RNA of Melitaea cinxia (Glanville fritillary), 1879 nucleotides long. RefSeq names its product zinc finger protein 728-like. The coding region runs from base 158 to 1879 and encodes 573 amino acids. Gene Ontology annotation, biological process: regulation of transcription by RNA polymerase II. The transcript has 5 exons. The record is from RefSeq and is a predicted model, not a curated record. Gene Ontology annotation, cellular component: nucleus. Gene Ontology annotation, molecular function: DNA-binding transcription factor activity; RNA polymerase II cis-regulatory region sequence-specific DNA binding; zinc ion binding. NCBI's taxonomy places the organism in Eukaryota, Metazoa, Arthropoda, Insecta, Lepidoptera, Nymphalidae.